GCUCUGCUUUUCUCUUCGGUUAUAACUUACAAACAAGAGUUGGCUUAAGUCGAUUCCAAAUAAGUAGGAUCUAUUUCAUAACACUUGUGUAUUCGUUUUUUAAAGAAAUGGAUAAAAUUGUCCGGCGAACGCUUCUGUCUGCUGGUCGACCUUCAAUGAAUUGUUUUCGCAAUUUUGCUGAUGUUGUUCCUCAAAGCAAUAAUUUAGUCAACACGGAUCGUUCCGAUUUAAAUGAACAGGAGAUGUCCCACAAAGAGUCCAACAAUAAGUCCUUGUCAGGAUUUGGAAAAGCCUUCACAAAGUUUUCAAAGUUAACAAAUAAAUCCUCAUUAGAUGAACCUGAUGUAAAAUUCGCUACAUUAUUAAGACACUCUAAACUCAUUCAGUUAGGAGAUCCUCAAGGGAAAAUUGUUGAAGGUAAAAUAUUCCAAGUAGUUGGUAAUGAUCUGUAUAUAGACUUUGGGGGGAAAUUCCACUGUGUUUGUUCAAAACCAAAUACAAAUGAAAGCGAAUAUGUUAGGGGUUCUAGAGUUCGACUGCGUCUUCAAGAAUUAGAACUAUCCACGAAGUUCUUAGGAGCAAGUCAAGAGCUAACUCUCCGUGAAGCAGACGCUCUUUUACUAGGGCUUGCGCGUACUUCUGGUCGGAAGGCAAUAUGAAGAAUUAAAUUAUUAAUUUGUUCGGCUAUGUAGUAGUCCUGAAAAUAAAAACAAGUUUGCUUUUUUCA
Messenger RNA from Daphnia pulicaria, 727 nucleotides. RefSeq names its product 28S ribosomal protein S28, mitochondrial-like (gene mRpS28). Bases 108 to 659 code for a protein of 183 amino acids. The record is from RefSeq and is a predicted model, not a curated record. NCBI's taxonomy places the organism in Eukaryota, Metazoa, Arthropoda, Branchiopoda, Diplostraca, Daphniidae. Gene Ontology annotation, cellular component: mitochondrial small ribosomal subunit. The transcript is spliced from 4 exons.